GCUUUCUGGGGAAUUUGGCACCCACUGUACCUGGAACCCAGACACCCCGGAAGGUGGCUUGUCCCAUGGCAUGAACCAGAGAUGCUGUGGAUGCUGCUGCCCUUGCUGUGGGGAGGGUCCCUGGCUCUGUAUUCAGCAUACCAGCUGGAGUUCCAGGAAUCUGUGACAGUACAGGAGGGCCUGUGCAUCCUUGUGCCAUGCAAAAUAUCCCACCCCUGGUCUUCCUAUGGAAUUCGCCACAUGUUUUGGUUCCGGAAAGGAGCAGACAUAAAUCGUGAUCCUCCAGUGGCCACAAACAAACCAGGACAGAAGCUGCAGAAAAGUACCCAGGGCCGGUUCCAUCUCCUUGGAGACCCCAACACUGACUGCUCCCUGAGCAUCCAAGAUGCCAACAGGCAGGACAGCGGGACAUACUUCUUCCGAGUAGAGAGAGACUGGUAUUGGAAACGGCCAUAUGAGGAUCAGAUGCUCUCCCUGAAUGUGACAGCCCUGACCCAGACACCCGACAUCCAGAUCCCGGGGACCCUGGAGUCCGGCUGCCCCAGCAGCCUGACCUGCACUGUGCCUUGGGCCUGUGAGCGGGGGACGCCCCCCACCUUCUCCUGGACGUCAGCCACCCUCUCCUCCCUGGGCCCCAGCACCUGCCUCUCCCCGGUGUUCACCCUCACCCCACGGCCCCAGGACCACGGCACCAGCCUCACCUGCCAGGUGACCUUGCCUGGAGCUGGGGUGACCGUGGAGAGAACCGUCCAGCUCAACGUCUCCUAUGCUCCGCAGAAUGCAGCCAUCAGCGUCUUCCAAGGAAACAGCACAGCCCUCAAGAUCCUGCGAGACGCCUCGUCCCUUCCCGUGCUGGGGGGCCAGGCUCUGCGCCUGCUCUGCGAAGCUGACAGCAACCCCCCUGCGCAGCUGAGCUGGUUCCGGGGGUCCCCAGCCCUGAACGCCCCCCCCAUCUCCAACUCCGGGGUCCUGGAGCUGCCUCGAGUAGGGAUGGAUGAGGAAGGAGAGUUCACCUGCUGCGUUCAGCACCCACUGGGCUCCUUGCACGUCUCGCUCAGCCUCUCUGUGCUCUGGAAACGAGACCCCAGGGCAGGCGAGGCUCUGGGCGCGGUCUGGGGCGCCAGCGGGAUGGCGCUGCUUGCUCUCUGCCUUUGCCUCGUCUUCAGGAUGAAGACCUGCAGGAAGAGAGCGGCUUGGCUCGUGGCAGGCAUGAGGGACGUGAGCCCCGUCGGGAGUCCUGACCCCUCGGGGACCCAGCUCCGGUUCUGGAGAGGCACCCCCUCAGACCACGCGGCCCCUGUCGGGGCUGGCCCCACCCCAGGAGAGGGACAGGAGCUCCACUACGCUUUCCUCAGAUUCCACAAGCCGAAGCCUCAGGCACAGGACGUCACUGAGUACACAGAGAUCAAGACACACAAGUGAGAAAUUACCCAAAGCCACAGCCUUGACUGAAGAGUACAUGGUCUUUCCCAGGGUCUGAGUCCUUAAAAAUCAAUGUCCUUCUUGGCAAUGGAUGUAUGAACCCGAUGGCUUACAUGGAAAACCACAGGAUUUGUGACCAAGAGAACUGAGUUCAAAUCCAUCUAUGCCAGGUAUGAAGCAAAUCACUUCAUCUUGCUGUGAGGCUCUGUGCCUCACUUUACUGGUCUGUAAAUAAGCCUGUCUAAACAGGUCUCUGUGAAGGAUCAAUGAAAGAUGACGUAUAAGACAGCUAUCAAAAGUCCUGACACAAAGUGUGUCUUUAGUGAAUGCUAGGUUCUUCUGCCUCGAAUAGAAAGCUUCUGCUGACAGUUUCUCCUAAGGCUUGUACGUUCCAGUCUCAGAGGCCACGGCACCAGCUGUGUCAUGUCCUGCUCAAAACUCUUCCAUGACUUCCCCGAAUAAAGCUAAUGCCCUUCCUCUUUCUUUUCAAGGCUCUACGAGACCUUGGACCAUGCAAACAUCUCCAACUUCAUUUCUCACCACUCACCUAUAUUCCAUAUCCACUCCAACAACAGCCUCUUAGAUCUCCUUGCCUCCAUUUCUUCCAUGAAACUAAAUAAAACCGGUGAAAACCAACUACCAAGGGAAUUUCUUGAGAGUAGCCAGGAGAAAGACCGGGUACAUUUAAAGGCUACAGUUAGACUGAUGACUGGUUUUUCAGGAGCUAUAUUAGAAGCCUGAAUACCACGGAAUGGUGUCUUUGAUAUCCAGAAAGAAGUAAGUUAGUUUAGAAAUCAUACUCAAUGGAAACAGUUUUAUACUGAAGGCAAAAUAAAGAUAUUUUAAUACAAACAAAAAAUGUGAAAUUUUAUAACCAAGAGACUCCUAAAAGGAAAUUCUAAAGUAUAUAAUUCAGGCAUUAGGCACAUGAUCCUAAAAGGAAACCCUGAGAGGCAAAAAGGAAUGAAAACCUAAGAAAUUGUCAAACAUGCAAGCAAAAGAAAACAAACAUUCAUUGUAAAAAGAAACAAUGAUCUGUAGAUGGUGAAUAUAAGAAAUAGUUUUGAAAUAACAGACUACUAUAACAUAUAAUUUAGGAGAGUGCAAAUUCAAUUUACAUCUCUGAAGUCUUUAUACUAUUCAGGAGAAGAUUAAAUGUUAAGAUAAAAUUUAGGUUUUGAUAUUUUAAUGUUGUAAUCUCAAGCAGAUUUACUAAAAGAAUUGAAACCAAGUUCAUCGUCUCCAAAAUGGAAGUAUUAAAGCUGUUGGAAAUAUUACUUGAUCUUGCCUACAAUUGAGUGAUCACAUCUCCACAGAAACAUCCAAUGAAAAGUCUCCAACCCAAUCAACACCAAUAUGUUUCCUGCCCACACAAGACUUCAUCAAAGAUUAUGGCAUUUUGGGGGACAUAAUACAUCCAAACCAGCACACAGAUUAUCUAGGAUAAUCGUCCUUACUUAAAGUAAACUGAUUGUAGACUUUAACCAUGUUUACAAAAUUCCUUCAGAGCAACACCUAGAUUAAUAUUAUUAUUGACACAUAAAACUGUCCCUCAUAAGUUUAUUAAUAUAAAAAAUACAUACUUUGUACAACAAAUACAGAUAAAU
Messenger RNA from Choloepus didactylus (southern two-toed sloth), 3029 nucleotides. RefSeq names its product sialic acid-binding Ig-like lectin 6. Lineage: Eukaryota; Metazoa; Chordata; Mammalia; Pilosa; Megalonychidae. The record is from RefSeq and is a predicted model, not a curated record. Gene Ontology annotation, molecular function: sialic acid binding. Gene Ontology annotation, cellular component: plasma membrane. Gene Ontology annotation, biological process: cell adhesion.